Alternaria hordeiaustralica is the source of this 2331-nucleotide messenger RNA. RefSeq lists its product as uncharacterized. Lineage: Eukaryota; Fungi; Ascomycota; Dothideomycetes; Pleosporales; Pleosporaceae. The transcript has 6 exons. Gene Ontology annotation, cellular component: autophagosome; cytoplasm. The record is from RefSeq and is a predicted model, not a curated record. Gene Ontology annotation, molecular function: protein serine/threonine kinase activity; ATP binding. The coding region runs from base 1 to 2331 and encodes 776 amino acids. Gene Ontology annotation, biological process: autophagy; protein autophosphorylation; autophagosome organization.
AUGGCGCUAGCGUCAGACUUGGUGACCGAUUCCAAGCUGGAGACAAUAUUCAAGAAAGGCGGCGACGUUGUCCAUGUGAUCCAAACGGCGGGCACGACUCCUUCUCAAAGAAAAGUUCCAAAGAAACAGAAGUGGAGGCGGACCAAAGAUCUCGGCCAGGGAGGAUUCGGCGUCGUUUGGCUGGAGAACCUAGUAGGGGGCGGCAAAGAUGAAGUGCAGGAACGAGCUGUCAAAGGAAUGGAGAAGAAACAUGCGAAGAACUACAUUCGUGAACUGCAUGCGAUAGCAAAGUUUUCACAAGACCAAUUCGACACAUGGUUCGUCAAAUCAUUUGGAUGGUACGAACUCGACGAACAUGUAUUCAUCUCGAUGGAAUACCUUCCCCACGGCGAUCUGAGCGCUUAUCUCGACAAGUCCGGCCCGCUACCAGAGGAAGAACUCCAACGCAUCACUUGCCAAUUACUCGAAGGGCUGGAGUGUAUGCACAAACACGAGUUCGCGCAUCGCGACCUAAAGCCACAAAACGUGCUCAUAAAGGAACCUGGCCCUGAAUGGUGGGUCAAGCUCAGCGAUUUUGGAAUCAGCAAGCGUAUGGAGAGCGCCGCGGCGGAACAUACAGUUGCUGGUACCCGUUCGUUCAUGGCACCCGAAAUCCUUGUGCAGGACGGUGUACUUCAUUCUGCGACUUUCCCCAGAUCCAAACCAUAUACAAAUGCGGUAGACAUCUGGGCCUUAGGGGCGUUGGCAUUCAAGGCUCUUACCGGGAAACAGCCUUUCGCAAAGGACUUGGCGUUAUACGUCGAUGACAAAAUGCCUUUCCCUCACGAGUUGCUACGAACGUACAAUGUCUCACAAGAUGGAUGCAACCUACUUGCGAGACUUCUGGCAGCCAAGCCCGAGGAUCGACCCUCAGCUUCCGAAGCACUAGCUGAUCUUUGGCUUGCAGAACAACGAGUGCAACCCUCUAAAGUGUCGAUCGAAUCAGUGAGUACGCUUGACUACGUCCGGUAUCUCACACGGCGUGAUCAGAAACCAGCCUCUAUCGAAUCUCAGACCCUUGGUGAUACGGAAGCUUCUACCUUAGUGUCCAAGACCUUUGACAAUGUUAAGGCUAUAGCCAUGGACAGCUUCUCCAACUUUUCACGCCGGAAAUCUCAUGCCAUUCAGCUGGACUCACACGACAAUGCCCUCGGUCUUACAACCCUAGUAGAAGAACCAUCAAUAGCUGCCAGUCAGCCGGCUGCCUCCACUCUACCGACUGAUGAUGGUUUGCAGAAAGACCCGUCAAAGUCUGAAGAUUCGUUAGUUGACUCGCAAAUCGCAACUAAAAGCCCAACGCAAACCUCGGCAAGAGUGGAAAGCGUGAAGAGUUCGAGAAGCUCGGAAGAAGAGCGCCCUUCUACUAAUACAACACCAUCACACGUAACACCAUCAGUCACUUUACAGUCUGCUCUAGAUAGCAAAGAGUCUCUAGAGGAGUCAGAGGAGUAUUUCAAUCGGCCUAUCGCAGUCAAUGACUACACACUUUCGCCCGGCACGACCAUAUCAGAGGCUUCGCCAUCUCUGUCAGCAUCGGAGACUUCACCAAGAGCGCCCAGCGGUCACUGGACGAGAGCUAUGCCGUUUUCCUCGCUUUCCGUGGACAAUGUCAGUCCUGUCAGUCCGGGAUGGUCAAAAGACCCUUCGAUUGUUCAACAAAAAGGCUGCUCGCUCAGGCCACUAUCUUUGCCGAACGACCUUACGCACACGAUGGAUCCAGAUGCGUUCAUCAUCGUAAUACCGGGUGUGGGUGAUCCCCCCGUCGAGAUAUGGAGCAGAGACGGAGUGCAAAAUGAGCCACUUACUAUGUCUAUACCUAUGGUUUUUCUGGGACACGGUGUCGGAGGCUUGAUCAUUAAAGACUUCUUCUGGAAUUCAAGCGGACCCCAGCACCGAGGCUUUCCAAUCCGUUGGUAUGAGGACAUAGUCAACAACACAGUCGGAAUUGCUCUACUCGGAACACCCCAUCUCACGAAAGCAAACUCGACGGAUGCAGAGAGCAUACUAGGCGUCAUUACGAGAGCACCGACAUCCAGAAAGUCGGAGCCCCUUCACAGGAAGCUCCUAGAUCUGAAAGACACCGAAUAUGUCCGCUCUCUGUCAGAGGAGUUCGACAAGUAUAUCCGGCAGAAUGUCCCCCGUCUGCCCAUCUUAUCAGUCUGGGAUGGGCGAGAAAGCGAUGCAAUGCGAAUAGAGGAGACGAGGUUGACUGGGCGCAGAUGGAGAGCAGAGAGAUUUGUGGUACGUCACAGAGACAGCAUACCCACCAUCAACGAUGAUGGGCCUUCAUGA